UGUCGGCGCGCGGCUUAGAUCACAAAGCGCAUCCGCACCCUUUGUCAGCGAGCGCCGCCGGCACACCUGCAACGGUCGACGGCAGGCGGCUUGGAUCACAGAGGGCGUCGGCACCCUUUGAUGGCUCGGGUCACCGGCAUAUUUGCAACGAUCAACGGCAGGCGGCUUGAAUCACAGAGCGCACCGGCACCCUUUGACGGCUCCGGUCACCGGUACACUUGCAACGUUCGUGGCGGUCGGCUUGGAACACACACCGCAGCGGCACCCUUUGAUGGUGCGGGUCGCCGGCACACUUCAACGUUCGCGGCGGGCGGCUUGGAUCACAUACCGCAGCGGCACCCUUUGAUGGCGCGAGUUGCCGGCACACUGGCUGACUAUAAAAAGAGCUGCUGUACAAUCCUUAGCUCAGAAGCGAGCGAGUCACCGUAUCAGACAGAACGCUCCUGCGUAAUAUACGCUCUGAGUUAACAUUUCUGGUUUUAUUGACUUACGAAGACCACCCGCUUACCAUGUCGCUACCCGAAAGUGGAAA
This is a messenger RNA of Bombyx mandarina (wild silkworm), 532 nucleotides long. RefSeq lists its product as uncharacterized. Lineage: Eukaryota; Metazoa; Arthropoda; Insecta; Lepidoptera; Bombycidae. The record is from RefSeq and is a predicted model, not a curated record. Gene Ontology annotation, molecular function: nucleic acid binding; zinc ion binding.